Danio rerio (zebrafish) is the source of this 644-nucleotide messenger RNA. The record is from RefSeq and is a predicted model, not a curated record. NCBI's taxonomy places the organism in Eukaryota, Metazoa, Chordata, Actinopteri, Cypriniformes, Danionidae.
GUGGCAGCAGUCAGUAAACAAGCAGAAUCAGCUUCAGCUUCUCCUUUGUGGAACAACUGAGGAUAGACCACUGCAAACAUGAAGGUCACCUUUUUCGAGGACAGGAACUUCCAGGGUCGCUCUUAUGAGUGUAUGGGUGACUGUGGUGACUUCUCCUCCUACAUGAGCCGCUGUCACUCUUGCAGAGUGGACAGUGGUUGCUGGAUGAUGUACGAUCAGCCCAACUACAUGGGAAGUGGAUAUUUCUUCAGGAGGGGAGAGUAUGCUGAUUACAUGUCUAUGUUUGGAAUGAACAACUGCAUCAGGUCCUGCCGUAUGAUUCCCAUGCACAGGGGAUCCUACAGAAUGAGGAUCUACGAGAGGGACAACUUCAUGGGUCAGAUGUACGAGAUGAUGGAUGACUGUGACAACAUCAUGGACCGUUACCGCAUGUCUCACUGCCAGUCCUGCCAUGUGAUGGACGGCCACUGGCUCUUUUAUGACCAGCCUAACUACAGAGGCAGAAUGUGGCACUUCGGGCCUGGACAGUACAGGAACUUCAGCAAUUAUGGUGGCAUGAGGUUCAUGAGCAUGAGGCGUAUCAUGGACUCCUGGUACUAGUGUUUUAGUGUUUCUAUCAAUAAAAUAACUUCUAGAAUGAUAAA